Molecule: messenger RNA, 2766 nt
Organism: Kuraishia capsulata CBS 1993
Lineage: Eukaryota; Fungi; Ascomycota; Pichiomycetes; Pichiales; Pichiaceae
Exons: 1
Coding region: 1-2766 (921 amino acids)
Biological process (GO): intra-Golgi vesicle-mediated transport
Cellular component (GO): COG complex; Golgi apparatus
Source: RefSeq, a predicted model, not a curated record
AUGGACAUAGACCUAUCGGUAGUCUCCACGAAAACAUCUGGUGAACUGUUUCAGGAGUAUUCAGUGAACCAAUUGAAGCAGGUUAAGUACAAACUCCAGAAUGAUAUCCAGACAAGGCGUGACGAACUGAGACAGCUAGUUGGCAACAAGUAUCGUGAUUUGCUACAGGUAGCUGAUGAUAUAAUUGAUGUGAACCGACUCAGCAAGGUUGAAAACGACAAUUUAAUGCGAUUGGCAUUCCAGAAGUCCCAUUACAACGAACUGGACACGCUGUUGAAAUUCAAUGCGCAGACAAGACAAACUCAAGUCACAGCUGCCAGGGCCAGGACUAAGCCUACGGUGUUGCGUAACAUUCUGGGCACUUUGAACACGCGAUUGGUCGAAGUGGAGCAUUCGGUUUCAGCUCUCAGCUUUGAGCCGCAGAGCAACGGCAAUGCUGCUGACGAAGUUUCUGGAAUGUUUGUUGAAUUAACUAAAAGUUUUUAUCUCACACAACUGUUCUUUGGAGACGAGCUGCGUGGUGACAGUGGUGCAAGGCUCAAGUUUGACGGUAUGAGGGAAAGGUUCCUGAAGCAGGUGGAUGACCAGCUAUCUGCACUGGCAAUCGAUAAUGAGUAUGAUUUUGCGCUUGACAUGCUGAUUUCCUAUGUGGUUUUGAACUCGUGUACACCACGUGAGGCGUUGUCGUACUUUUUACGGUUGAGAUUGAGCUAUCUACGGGGAUUCAACUUGACACUUGACUUUCAGUCUUGUCUAAGCUAUGUUUUCAACACGAUCAGCUAUUUGUCUCUGUUUCAGACUAAAUUGCCCACGGCUUUGGUUAGAACAGUCCACUCAUCUUCCACAUACAAAACUUGGCUCCAGAACUCGGCCCUUAGACCGUUUCUUGCUUGGCUCGAUGUGAACACGGAGACCUUCAACGUUCAGUUUCCGCACACUGCGACGUCAAUAAGGGCUUCAGUCGGCGAGUCGGUGCUUGAGGCGUCAAAAGAAGAAUGGAAACUCACGUUGGGCCAAUAUUUCCUGGAGUCUGUAAAGGAGAUAUUUGGAUCGACAUCUGAUUUAAGCGAACUGGCCGCUGUUCUCUCAAGGAUCUUGACGGCAUUCAAAAAGUUUACAUCUCUCUCGGAUCUGAAAUGUGCUGAUGGUUCGCCGCUCAUUGAUAGUGCGAUAGGAGAGUGGAACAAUGUAUUUGAGACAGCAUUACUGGCACAACUAACUCGGUUUGAUCAGAUUUCGUCAAUGGUCAUUGACACCUUUUUGCACCCUGAACAAAUCCCCAAGGCUCAAAGGGAUGUUCUUUUUGAGGUGAAUACACUUGAGGACAUCUCUGUUUAUCUUGAAAAGAUCAACAGACUUUCCGUAUAUCAGGUUGGUUCGUCGAGAGAGGUACUUUCGCAGAUUGAUGCCUUUCAUUCAACCAUUACCAAGGACUCUGAAUCCGUGAGAUCAAUCCUCCAUCUCUCGAAGAAUUUGAACAAACAAGCCCUCAGUAUUGACGAUCACGAAGAUCCACAGUUCUGGAAAGCUGUGGGAAGCAGAGUUGAGACUCUGUACAAAUCAUAUGUGAAGAUCUCUCUGGACACACUGGAUGAGUCCGAAGAAAAAAUAAUCUCCGCUCUUAACGCCCUUGACUUUGGUUCUGAUGAAGCAGGGCACUUCUCUGAACGUCUGUUUUAUCUCAUCAGAAUACUGAUUGAUUUAUCGAAACGUGAUGAUCUUCGUUUGUUGUUCAAAGAGACCACGCCAGAGACUGCUCUAUCAGGACUUUCACUUGAAUCUCAACGUAAUGCAUCUCGUCCAGCAUCAAAAUACUCACCGGUACUUCUUAGACUGUUUGAGCCUUUAUCGCUGAAAAUCGCUUCUUCAACGCUUACGGAUCUCGAGAAUCUCUUGGUCUCUAGAUUCCAAUCUGCAGACCCCGUUCCUGAAAGCCAGCUGUGGGAUCUCCUGUCAGGGACAGAGACUCUGGUUCCAAAUGCGCCUUCCAUUGACUUCUCCACAAUGAUGUACCGGUUGGGACUGAAAUUCAACUCUGAUGAUUCGAAUGAAGACUAUACCGAUGUGUACAAAGUGCCUGAGUUUGUUACUGUGAAGAACGGGCUGAUGAAAACCAUGCUUGAGAGGAUAUUAAGUACGCUAGAGGAGAGAAAGACUCAUGAAAAAGAAAUUGAAGAUGCCACGAAGGUUGAAGAAUCCAUUCCGCUUACUGAGGAUGAUACUCUUGAGAAGGAAGAAGAGAAAGAAAAGGUGACCACAAAGGACAUUUCACAAUCAGAGCACUCUGAUGAGGCGACUACUGAGGAGGACAAUGUGGUUACAUCGAACAGUGAUGACGGGAGUUCGAAGGAUUCGAACAAAAUACCAUCCGAGAAAGCACCAACGGAGCAGGUUGAUGAGGUAGAAGAGAUAACAGAGGAGACAGAUGAAAAGGAAGAUGAGAUUAAAGAGCCGGAAGUUGAAAAUGAAGCUGUUACCCAGUCUUCUGAUACAAUUACUCCAGCGAUUUCUUCGGAAUUGCUCGAACAAAAGUCUCUGAUCACUUACGCAGACGCAACUCAGGUUGCCAUAUUUGCUCUUGGCAAUCCUGCAGAUGAAAACGAACUAGACGGCUUGAUCGAUAAUACUGAGCUUUCCAGGAUCGCCGAAGAACUCAUUUCCACAUGUGCUUUGUUGGCUGGUACAGAGUAUAGAAAAAGCAUACACAGAGCCGUGGCUGAAAAUUACAAAACUUCUGUUCUUAUUUUCAGUCCAUUGUUCAAUUGA